This is a messenger RNA of Pectinophora gossypiella (pink bollworm), 1153 nucleotides long. RefSeq names its product luciferin sulfotransferase-like. Gene Ontology annotation, biological process: sulfation. Gene Ontology annotation, molecular function: sulfotransferase activity. NCBI's taxonomy places the organism in Eukaryota, Metazoa, Arthropoda, Insecta, Lepidoptera, Gelechiidae. The record is from RefSeq and is a predicted model, not a curated record. The transcript has 7 exons. Gene Ontology annotation, cellular component: cytoplasm. Bases 68 to 1075 code for a protein of 335 amino acids.
CAGCAUUUAGAGCAUACUUACUUAAUUUAUAAAAUUGUGUGUAUGAUCAAAGUUCCCGUGAAAUAAAAUGGAAAGCAAUAAUGAUGAUUAUGAAGUGAAACCUUUUACAGGGGAGGAAGAGGCAAAGUUUAAAAAAAUAUACACUGCUGAUAUGCAGUACAGCCGAGUGGGUCGUCCAGGGUAUGUCCUGUUGUCUAGUUGGGUGGACCAUUCCGAGGAUGUGAGGACCAUGCCUCUCAGACCUGAUGAUGUCUUCGUCGUCGCUUUCCCGCGAUCAGGUACAACGUGGACACAAGACCUCGUGUGGUUGGUGGCAAAUGACUUGGACUUUGUUAAGGCAAAGUCUAUCCCACUCACUGAGAGAUAUGCUUUUUUGGAAGACUUCCUUUUUUUACCGGCUACUCGUAUGGCUGCUGCGAAUGACCCGGAAAAAAUUAAGAUCAUUGACACAGCAAUGAGACCUGCGCCAGAGGUAUUGGCCUCGACCCCCUCCCCCCGCUUCAUCAAGAGCCACCUCCCCAUGUCCCUGCUCCCUGAGGGCACCCUGGACACUGCCAGAGUGGUCUACGUGGCCAGAGACCCCAGAGACGUAGCCGUGUCGUACUAUCACUUUGUCAAAUCUUUCCCAACGUAUGAAAUGAAGGCUGAUUUCAAAAGUUACCAUGAUCUGUUUAUAAAUGACUUGGAAAUGUACGAACCCUUCUUCGAGCACGUGAAGGAAGCGUGGCACCAGAGGAAUCAUCCCAACAUGCUGUUCCUAUUCUAUGAGGAACUUUCCAAGGAUCUAGGAGCAGUCGCGCGGAGAGUAGCCAGCUUCCUAGGCAAGCAGUACACAGACGAGCAGUACGCCAGACUGCUCGACCAUCUCAAGUUCGACAACUUCCAGAAGAAUACCGCUGUUGAAUUACAAAAGUAUAAGAAACUUGGCCUGAUGGAAUCUAACGGGCAAAACUUCAUUAGGAAAGGUAAGGCAGGCGGCUGGCGAGAUUACUACGACGAGGAGAUGAUACGACGUACUGAGCAGUGGAUGGCAGACAACCUGAGAGACACGGACCUGCGUGUUCAGUGGAAGUAACCCUGACACAGGUAUACAUAGUUUAGGGACCAGAGAAUCAAUUCAUUGUAUACUACAUUAACCAAUAACAACAAUGUA